AUGCAGGGCCCACAGUACCGGUAUGCAGGGCCCACAGUACCGGUAUGCAGGGCCCACAGUACCGGUAUGCAGGGCCCACAGUACCUGUAUGCAGGGCCCACAGUACCUGUAUGCAGGGCCCACAGUACCGGUAUGCAGGGCCCACAGUACCUGUAUGCAGGGCCCACAGUACCGGUAUGCAGGGCCCACAGUACCGGUAUGCAGGGCCCACAGUACCGGUAUGCAGGGCCCACAGUACCGGUAUGCAGGGCCCACAGUACCUGUAUGCAGGGCCCACAGUACCGGUAUGCAGGGCCCACAGUACCGGUAUGCAGGGCCCACAGUACCGGUAUGCAGGGCCCACAGUACCGGUAUGCAGGGCCCACAGUACCGGUAUGCAGGGCCCACAGUACCGGUAUGCAGGGCCCACAGUACCGGUAUGCAGGGCCCACAGUACCUGUAGCAGGGCCCACAGUACCGGUAUGCAGGGCCCACAGUACCGGUAUGCAGGGCCCACAGUACCGGUAUGCAGGGCCCACAGUACCGGUAUGCAGGGCCCACAGUACCGGUAUGCAGGGCCCACAGUACCGUGCACAGACGGCGCUCCAUACCAUCGCAUCAGUGUGUGUGUGUGUGGGGGGGGGAGUCGGGGGGAGACGAGGGUUGGAGGAAGAGGGGUGA
This is a messenger RNA of Knipowitschia caucasica, 660 nucleotides long. Lineage: Eukaryota; Metazoa; Chordata; Actinopteri; Gobiiformes; Gobiidae. The record is from the annotation of a GenBank genome assembly.